UUUUUUUUUCUGUGUAAAAAUGACAGAUAAAUAUCAAUGUAAUAACGGAAGAAAAUCUUCAAGUGCAACCAUUGUCCCACCUCCAGAGAUUAAUAGCCAUAGUAACAACAAUCUAAAACUAUCAUUGCCUCCAUUAAAAAUCAACACAAACACAAACCCUACCUCUGUCACGUUGAAUCAUAUCACAACAUCUUGCAAACCCAUACAUUAUUUACAGAAAAUACUCGAAAGACUAAAAAAUAAACGAAGCACUGAAUUGUACAAGCAAGAGCAAACAACACAGAAUUCAUUUCAUGACCUGUCGCCUGGAUCAACAGCCAUUGAAGAUGAAGAAGGACAAUGCGAUCGGUAUUAUACAACUGCUAGUCCAAUCACUCCACAAAAGAGAACGCUAAAAGCAUGGACCACUGCUGUGCUAAUGAUCAUUAUUGGUAUCUUUAUUGGUGUCACAUUUGUGUUUAUGGGAUUAGGAAAAGCCAUGAUCUCUGAGGAAGAACAGACAACGAAUAGUUCAACAUCAACAACAUUGACAGCAUCAUCAAAGACGCUUGCUUCCGUUUCGGCAACGGCUACUGUCACUGUUACUAUUACGUCUUUAAUGACAUCAACUAUUUAUGCGGUGGAGACAUAAACAGAAUGUACAUAAUAAAAGAAAAGAAAAAACAUUACUUUUCUACCUUGUUUAGAGUUUACAAAAAAAAAAAAAA
Molecule: messenger RNA, 707 nt
Organism: Gilbertella persicaria
Lineage: Eukaryota; Fungi; Mucoromycota; Mucoromycetes; Mucorales; Choanephoraceae
Exons: 1
Coding region: 20-631 (203 amino acids)
Source: RefSeq, a predicted model, not a curated record